AUGCGCCCUUCUCUACAUAAUACAACGCUCCUACCACGCCAGCUUCGCGAAGAAUUAGGCCUGAAAGACACUUACAAGCCGGGUGAAAGCACGUCGCGGCCUCGCACCGCUGGAAGCAGCACCCCUAGGAAAGAACGCCGGAAGACUGAACGAGCCCAAAUCAAGAGUCGCGUGCAAAGACAAAGAGAUAGCCCCAGGUAUAAUGGCCUUCACCAGGGUGUGGUGAGCCGAACGUCAAGAAUAAACGGGCCAAACUCCCCCGAAUGGGAGAAGCUAAAGCCGACAUUGAAGAAGCCGCAAAUUGCUAGGUCACCUGGUCCGGAGGAUUUGCAGUCUGAGGUUGGAAUUAGCCUUGAUGAAGGGAGCGACGAAGAUGAGCAUUCCGAUGCGCCACAGGUGGAAACCCGCAGGGUACCUCGCACUGUUCGCGAUAAGUUGGCAGAAGAUGAUGCAGAGAUUGCAGUUCUAGAGAAAAAAUUGGGGCUUAAGGGGAAAAAGAAACUUCCAAAGAGUUUACUUGAAGAUGGAUUGGAUGACCUGUUGGGGGAUCUGGAAUCGGACGCGGAAGCCACCGCAAGGAAACGAAAGAGAGAAGAAGAGGAAUGGCUGAAGGACAAGAGGCAGAAAGCCCGAGUGAAUAUUGAAACCAGUGAAGAUGACAGCCUGCAUGAGGAAGCUACAGAGGCCAGCGAUAAUAGCGAGUUUGAAGGGUUUGACGACGUUGAAGAAUACCUGCCAGGUCUACAACAAACUAAACAGAAAGAGAAUCCAUACCGGCCUCCCAUCGCCGUCAGUGGUUCCCCAUCUACAAAGUACAUCCCACCCUCCAAACGGGUUGGGGCAUGUGCCGAAUCAGACUUUGAGAUGCGUCUGCGGCGACAGAUAAAAGGCCACCUAAACAAGCUAUCCGAGGCUAACAUUGUAUCUAUUCUAAGCGACAUUGAAAAGCUCUAUUUAGAGUAUCCGCGACAGACCGUAACGGCUAUGUUAAUCGACCUACUACUGGGCUUGAUAUGUAGCGGAAGUGGCUUAAAUGAUACAUUUAUCAUCCUUCACGCCGGAUUUAUCACAGGAAUAUUCAAAGUCAUUGGCAUGGAGUUUGGUGCCGAACUUGUGCAAAAUGUUGUGACGCGGUUUGAUAAGAUGUUUGGGAAUGGCCACCCGGGGGAUUCGGAUAGGAAGGACAUGACAAACUUGAUAUCUUUGCUAUCGCAUCUUUAUAACUUCCACGUUCUUGGAUGUGGUUUAAUUUUUGAUUUCAUUCGUCUAUUCUUGGAAGAAAUUAACGAAAUUAACACUGAACUUCUAUUAAAAAUAGUAAGAAAUUCUGGCCCGCAGCUUCGACAGGAUGAUCCAUCGGCUCUUAAGGAUAUCGUUCUCCUCAUUCAGCCUGCAGUGGCGCGAGUUGGGGAAGCGGCGCUAUCCGUUCGCACUAAAUUUAUGAUAGAGACAAUCACGGACCUUAAGAACAAUAGAGUCAAAAACGCGCCUGGUGCAAGUAUAUCUUCUGAACAUAUUAUAAAAAUGAGAAAAAUCAUUGGCUCUCUCAAUACAAGGAGCCUCAAGGCCAGCGAACCUCUUAGGAUCGGCCACGCCGAUAUUCGUGAUUCGGACAAAAAGGGCAAAUGGUGGCUUGUCGGUGCAAGUUGGAGAGCCGAGCCACUACCUAGCACUGAUACUAAACAGACCAGUAUCAAUUCAAGUGUGGUUCUUCCGGGUACCCUGAAUGAUGACUUGGGCGACAUGAAGGACGUUGAUCUUGUGCAGCUUGCCCGAACUCAUCGGAUGAACACCGAGGUCCGCCGGUCAAUCUUUGUUGCCAUCAUGUCUGCGUCAGACUAUCAGGAUGCUCACAUGCGCUUGUCAAAACUACAUUUGAAAAGAAGCCAAGAAACAGAGAUCCCGCACGUUCUGAUCCACUGUGUGUCUGAAGAAGAAACAUACAAUCCGUACUACACUUUCAUCGCAAGAAAACUCUGUGGAGAAAGAAGAAUGAAGAUGGCGUUUCAGUUUUCAUUGUGGGAUGCAUUCAAGCAGAUGGGAGAACGUGCCGAUGUAGACGACAGCGAGGAUUUCGACGAGGAUCGGCAACUCAAUAUGAGGGCCAUUGUCAACCUUGCGAAGAUGUAUGGGUCUUUGAUCGCUGACGGAGGCCUCACGCUUGGAGUUUUGAAAACGCUUAACUUUUUGUACUUGCAGCCCAAGACAAAAACAUUCGUUGAAUUGCUUCUCAUUACUGCCAUGCAACAGACACAGAAAAAGGCAUCUCGCAGACCACAGAGAACAGGAAGCGUCGACGAGAAUAAUGCCAAUGAGAAGGCCCUUGUGAAUAUGUUUUCAAAAACGCAAGACACGCCGCAAGUCAAACCCGGGUUGAUAUACUUCAUCCGCAAAGUCGUAGCGAAAUCGGAUGUCAUUACCUUAGAAGGGGACAAAGUUGCUUUGAAACGGGGCUGCAGGCUUGCGCUCGAUACGCUCAAAAUGAUACCCUGA
Messenger RNA from Ophidiomyces ophidiicola, 2493 nucleotides. RefSeq names its product suppressor of glycerol defect (gene SGD1). Gene Ontology annotation, biological process: ribosomal small subunit biogenesis. The transcript has 2 exons. The coding region runs from base 1 to 2493 and encodes 830 amino acids. Gene Ontology annotation, molecular function: protein binding; RNA binding. Gene Ontology annotation, cellular component: nucleolus. Lineage: Eukaryota; Fungi; Ascomycota; Eurotiomycetes; Onygenales; Onygenaceae. The record is from RefSeq and is a predicted model, not a curated record.